Messenger RNA from Plodia interpunctella (Indianmeal moth), 2122 nucleotides. RefSeq lists its product as uncharacterized. Lineage: Eukaryota; Metazoa; Arthropoda; Insecta; Lepidoptera; Pyralidae. Bases 521 to 2059 code for a protein of 512 amino acids. The record is from RefSeq and is a predicted model, not a curated record. Gene Ontology annotation, molecular function: actin binding. The transcript is spliced from 8 exons.
UUAUGAUUGUCGGCCAUAUUUGUGUGAAUUUCCGAAUCAUACGAAACGAAUAGGUAUUCGUUAAAGUUUAGUUUAAUUCAUUCGUACCUACCUAUUGUCGGGAGGACAGUUCAAUACAUACUGUUUUUUUUUAGAUUAAAUCUGAUCUGUCAACUUUUAUUACUAAGAUGCUGAAUUAAAUAUUAGCUCCCCAAAUUUUAAGAUAGUUGAAACGUCGAUAAUGAAGUGAUAGCUAGCAGUAACAUUCGUUUCUUGUGCCUACGUACUUCCUAGAAUGAUUAAUCUUUCGGGGCAAGGUUCUUCAGUAUUUUGAGCAUAUUAUUAUGAAUAAUAGUGACGUAUCGACCGAUGUGUGUUGUUAUCACGCGCCAGUGUGAACGCGAAGACUCGCGGUGAAGGUUCGAAGGGCCGCGGUGCUCAUACUCAUCGAAUACGAUAGACGACAUAACAUAGUGAUUAAUAAUUUGUUUUUCAACUGAUGGCCUUUGGUAGCCGUGUGGUUCGGACGUAGAGUGCUGCAAUGGCUCCAAAACCGCCUCCGCCUCCGGGUCCUCCGCCACCGCCGGGGCCUCCGCCUCCUCCAGUUUUCAGUGGAAGUGCGAAAUCAAGUUCAUCUGAUAACCGUGGUGCCUUGUUAAAGGACAUUAGACAAGGUACGAGAUUGAAGAAGACUGUCACAGUGGAUAAAAGUGGACCUUACAUACCUGGAAAGUCUUCAAGUGUGUUAAAUAAUAGUUCCCCAAGUGUUCAACCCACUCCAAGUGCUUGGAAUGGGGUGCGGAGUGCUGCCCCCAUACAGAAUGGUGGUGGUAGUGGACCUCCCGGUCUGGGAGGGUUGUUUGCGGGUGGGAUGCCGAAAUUGAGGCCUACAGGCAAAUUAGCAGGCACGACACCUAACGGCCAAGUAAAAAGCGAUGCUCCACGGUACCCCCCGCCUUCACAACCUCCCCCUCAGCCCCAGAAGCUGUCUCCGGACAGGUUCAGGCCUGGCGUUCCUCCCGCACCGCUUAGCAAUGUCAGUUCUCUGUCUGCGGCUUUGUCAGAUGCCAUCGCAGCAAGGGACUCGCCGAGAGAUCCCCCGCCGGCUCGGCCUCCAGUCAAGAGGCAGCCGAGCGAUAUAAGGACCAGGGGACCGCCGCCACAGCCCCCUGUACAGAAGUCGCCUAUGCCUUUGAGUUCAUCAGACUCCGUGUUGACGGGCGGGUCGAUAACGGACCGGAUCACGAGUCUGCAGCAGCAACAGUCGGAGCAGAUCAACCCUCAACAUGCCACGUUACACAGAAACAAGAGCUCGCUACAUUCCGCCGGACAAGGCGCGCUGGGUGGCAGCAUGACGUCACUGUCGUCUGCGCCCCCGACCCCCAGCCCCGCCCCCUCGCUCUCCGCCUCUGACCUCUCGGAGCGACCUCGACUGAGCUACGGGAAGCCGAACCUAGCGCCCAAACCCCCCUCGCUGGCUCCCUCGCCAGCCACUGAGAAGCCGUCACCGCCUUUGAAGAAACUCGUUAUCAAUGGGAAGGUAGCCACCAGGACACAGAGCAUGAGGGUGCCCAGAUCCCCGCCGGUGUCUCCCCCCUCCCCGCAGCCGGGCGGCGCCCCCCGCAGCAACCUCCCCCCGACGCCCGCGCACCCCCCCAUCGGCACCAAAGUACCCGCCAGCCAUUUUGGCACGCUGCGGGUGCCGCGCGGGCUGCGGCCCCCGGGCGUGUGCCCCCCGCCGCCCCCGGGGGCGCCGCCGCCACCGCCGCCCGCGCGCAACGCCUCGCUCAACGCCCCGCCGCCGCCGCCACCACACAACAGGCAGAAUAGCGCAGGCGCGACGGAGCCGCAGGCGCCGGCGCCGCCGCAGCGCGCGUCGUCGCUGAGCGCGCGCGGCGCGCUGGAGUCGCGCUUCGCGGAGCUGUUCCAGCCGGCCGCGCGCUUCCCGCCGCCCGACCCCUUCCUGCGCAUCUCCAAGGGCUACGGCAGCGCCUCCGUCGCCGCGAACAAAGCGAUGGCGCCGCCGCCGCCGCUGCGCGUGCCGCUGGGCGGCUGGUCGGGCACGUCGUCGGCGUGCUAGCGCGCGCGGGGGGCGCGUGCCCCCUCCCCCGGCCCCGCCCCCGCCCCCGGCCCCGCCCCCGCC